This is a messenger RNA of Ectocarpus siliculosus, 1917 nucleotides long. Lineage: Eukaryota; Phaeophyceae; Ectocarpales; Ectocarpaceae. The record is from the annotation of a GenBank genome assembly.
AUGCUUGACGAGGGUGUCCGGCGGUCCCUGACCAACAGCGGCAACAGCUUCCGGGUUUUGACGACCUUGACUAACUUGGUGACGUGCGGCGUGCGGCCGUCCCUGAAGGGAUCGAUCUACAAGGCCCUAGCGGCGUGCGCCAAGGAUCCGGAGACCGCUCGGCGAAUCUGGAUUUUCAUCGAAGAGGCGCAGCUCGUGCCUACGGGAACCGGGAGGCAGGAGGGUGUCAUCGUCGGUGGCGGCAUGGCGAAGAACGCCAACUCUUCGUCCAACUCUCAGCCCCGGGGACUGUUCGCGGAGAUGGAGCAGGUGGAGUCACGCGAAAGGACGUACCCGGUGACGGAGGGAUUCUGCUGCCUCAUCCAGGAAUUGGUGCAGCACGACCUGCCGUACACUCUCGGAGAGAAGACGCGCUACCGAGGGGCUUCGGGCAUACAGCCGUACGUGGCCUACCUGUUGAAGUGCGUGCUCAUCCCGGAGCUUAGGUUCGCUGAUGCCGGAGAGAGGUGGAGGGUGGCGGCGAGGGUGCUCCAGGUGAUGCUGACUCUUCUGAGGAGGUACCCGCUGACAGGGGAAGGCGGUAGCGCCGACCCGGGGCCGUCGUCGAUGGCUACCCCGGAAGACGAGGAGGCGUGUCGACUGGACUUCGACCCCAAGGCGUCCUCUUCCUCCUCGCAGCGGCGGUACAAAUCGCCCGGGUACUACAUCCUCAGGGAGAUCCUGGGACAGGGGGGGCUCUUCCGCCAGAUGGUCCAGGUUCUCAAGGGUCCCGGGCGUCACGGCGACGGCGGAGUGGCUGGGCUGAAGGCGGCGAGGGUGAAGGCGGCUGCGAGCACGGCGCUGAAGCAGGGUCUGAUGCUGCCCGGUGGCCGAAAGAGCGAGGCGGACGGAGGUUCCCUGACUCCGGCCGACAGGUUUGGCGCCGCCGCCGGCGGUGGCCUGGGGGGCCCGCAACAGGCAGGCUUGGCGACAACCCCCCCUCCAGCGGCGGAGCCGAAGCUAGACCCCGUCGAGCAGGGAGGGCCCGGUCCGGACUGGUCUUGGUGGCGCGAGAGGUACAUCGAGUACGACGGGAACAUGGUGAUCCCUCUGCUGUCGACAUCGGUCCUCCUGUCCUGCGGCCGAAACCUCCCCGCCGGAAACAUGAUGGCUACGCUCAUGGCGUCCGAUCCUCGUGAGUGCAACGCCCUGGCGGAGGCGUACACGUGCUGCCUCGCCGCCGACGGUCUCGGCCUGGGGGGCAAUAACCUCCCUUCUCUGGAGGGGAUGCUGUGCCCCCCCAACGGGGAGGCCGACGGAGACUUCAUGACCCUCGACGCGGCCCUCAUCGGCGCCGGGACGGGCGGGCGUAACUGGGGGGGCGACGAGGGGGCGCUUCGGACGGUACGCCUGUGCAUCCUCGACCUCCUCCUGGAGAACGUGGAGCAGCGGGGGCCGAACCUCGCGCACCUUCUCCUGGGCCUCGUGGGCCCCUCCGCGACCACCGCCGUUGCCGGGCGGGGGAGAGGAGCGGCGGCGGCGUUGCCGAGGGCGUCGGUGUGCCUGGAGGCCGUAGUGAGCCUGCUGCAGAGCCCCGUGGUGGUGGAGCAAGAGCCUCGUCUCGCGGAGAAGUGUUCUCAUCUUCUGUACAAGCUCUGCUCCUCCAAGGACACCCGUGUGUCCGCGCUGAACAGGCUCAGACAUCCCUCCGGGGGGAGUUCCAACGCGGCAUUCUUCCCGCAGGCUCUAAGGGUUGCCCUCGCAGACAGCGGUCGGUCGAUGAUGAUGAUGCCGCCGCCGGAGGCCAAGGCAGAGGCGUCAUUCGGGCGACACUGCCUGGCGUGGCUGCUUAAGGCCGCUGCGAUCGACCUGCGGACGUCGUGCGAAGUCCAACAACGGGCUCGACCAGUCGCCGGCCCCCCUGCUAACGCUCCUUGA